Guyanagaster necrorhizus is the source of this 1087-nucleotide messenger RNA. RefSeq lists its product as uncharacterized. Bases 21 to 731 code for a protein of 236 amino acids. Gene Ontology annotation, cellular component: core mediator complex; mediator complex. Gene Ontology annotation, biological process: regulation of transcription by RNA polymerase II. The record is from RefSeq and is a predicted model, not a curated record. NCBI's taxonomy places the organism in Eukaryota, Fungi, Basidiomycota, Agaricomycetes, Agaricales, Physalacriaceae. Gene Ontology annotation, molecular function: transcription coregulator activity. The transcript is spliced from 4 exons.
CUACUUUUGAUACCACGACCAUGUCGGCCAAGGUCACUGGCGACGAUGCGUCGUCCAUGUCCUUUAUUCUUCUCGCGCCCUUGACCGAGCUCCAAACAUUAUCGCAGGCCUUAUUUGUUUCACUUUCACCUGUCACGAAACCACCACCGCCACCACCACCACCAGUUUCUGCCUUUCUUUCGUGCGACCAGGCCUUGGCCUCUGCUGUGAACAUAGCACAUUCACAUCAGAUCAGACAACGGAAGAUUGAAGCAUUGAAGAACGAGAUCCUUGAGCUCGAUGCUCGAUGGCGAGAAAUAUGCAUGGAUCUCGAGAGGGAGAAGCGCGAGUUGGAGGCCAUGCUUGAGGAAGGUGAAGAGCGAGUGCAGGCCAUUGAAAAUGCAAAGGAAGGGUCUAUUCCCUAUCCUCAGCUGCUGGCUUAUGCACAAAGCUUAAGCGCGUUUACUUCUGCCCCUCCCAACAUGCCAGAUUUGAGCCUGCCUGGCCAGCCUCCUCCGCCAUUGUUCUUUCCACCUUUUCCAAAUGAAGAAAAGAUGCGUCGGGGUCGGCUUAACGCAGAGGCACCACUUGGAUUGCCCGGAGAAACGCACUCUAUUGGAGCACCAACCGUGUCACCGAAAGGCCCCGACGCGAACCAGAUGGGCCCUGGGGCGAACCCAUACAGGCAAGAUCUCCGUGCUCCUCAACCACAGUUCUUUGACCUGGACCUCGACUUAAAUCCUGAUUUGUGAAUAAAAUGAACAUAUUGAUAGGUCACCAGGGGUAUUCAGGAAUGUCACUUGUCCACCUCCUUUACUUCGACAAGUCCUGCCUCCUUGCCUUUUAGCCACCGUAUCCUUUCGGCAACCUUAUCACUGAUUUUCAGCUUCUUUAUCUUUCUUGCAAACGUGUUUUUGCGACGAGACUGUGAUACAUUCGCAUAGCGCUUGGCAUAUACCUCGAGCUGCCGUGCGAAACCUAUGUUGGGUUGCACAAUACCACGCUUCGAUUUGACGAAUUUCACUGCUUCCUUCGCCGACAUGCCAGUCGAAGUCAGAUAUGCGCACACUACAGUUGCACUGCGGCUGACUCCCUGAAAGCAGUGGAC